AUGUUCUCAUCGCAACAUCUCUUUCAAAAUGUACAAUGUCCUGAAUAUCCCACCUGUACGCGUCAGAAUUGCAUAUUUUCGCAUCGUACAGACAUCCCGCUGCCGCCGCUGUUGAUUGCAUCGAGCAAUGAAGUAAAGCCAACAAGUACGAGUACGCACCCGUCGCCGAACGCUGCUGGCCCGUCUGUAGUUCCCACCAAACGGGCCUCAGUUUCAAUACCUUCUCGAACAUCUAGUAAUCCGGUUGGAGAGCCGCCUCUGAAGCAGCAGGUAGUUGGCACUGCAGGACGAAAGCAAAAUCCGGUGCCUGUCGCGUCGACUUCCUCUUCUGCAGGCCCACCUGCUCUCAGAGUAUCUGCAGCAUCCUCUCGUGUUGCUGUUCCAGUACGGCAAACCAUGCUCAAAACACUCUACGACCAUUUCAAAGUGCUUUACGAGAAAAUAUUGCCCAAGAAUCCAGAUAUUGCUUCCGAACACGCGCUCCGACAAGAGGACGAGGUGUACCAAAAGUCGACCAAAGCAUCGUAUCGUGUUGCUGUAAUACAUUGUGCAGCUUCAUUGAAGCGACGUCCGAUCCCCGAUUCUAUAUAUCAUGCCUCCGUUGGUACUACGGAAGACCUUGCAGCGCGUGCAGAGGCUCAAAAUUCCCUCAAGUCCCUUCGUCUUACGCGUACACACCUGGAACCCCACCUUCUGUCUUUGGAUACGAUGCGUACUUGGGGUUACAUUGUAGACAUACCCGAAGGUGAAGGCGGUUCUGAACCCAGCCGAGAAGGACAGACCGUCGUUUGUGAACGGUGUCGAGAGCCGUUUCAAAUAACACCUCACCCCACGCAGGAUGAAUGUCUUCAUCACUGGGGUAGGCCGUAUUCCAAGAAGACCAGUGGUCAGCGUGAUCGAGUUUAUAGUUGCUGUUCGAAAUCUGUUACAGAGAACGAAGGUUGCGUUCGGGGACCACACGUGUUCUAUGAAUCGGAUCCCAGUGCUCUACAUGCCCGGCAUUCGUUCUCGUAUCUCAAGUCCAGUCCUUCGGCUCAGGAGAUUGUCGCCCUCGAUUGUGAGAUGAUCUACACCACAGGAGGGAUGCGUGUCGCCCGUGUUUCUGUGGUUGAUGGCACGGGCGCCGAAGUCUUUGAUGAGUUGGUCCGGAUGGAUGAUGGUGUCUAUGUGCUGGACUUCAAUACUCGGUUUUCUGGUAUCACCGAAGAAGCAUAUGCUAAGGCGACUCGGCCACUAUCUGAGAUUCGACAUGCCUUAGAUGCGAUUAUCAGCUCAAGCACUAUCCUCAUUGGCCAUGGUCUCGAGAAUGAUUUGAGAACGCUGCGCAUUGUACAUCAUCAAUGCAUCGAUACUGCCAUCAUGUUUCCCCAUCCAGCUGGACAUCCCUAUCGGAAAGCAUUAAGAGACCUUGCUCGUGAGCAUCUCGGCAUUAGAAUCCAGGCCGGUGGGAGUGCAGUAGGGCAUUCUUCAAUAGAGGACUCUGUCGCUACCUUGGAUCUCGUGCGGUGGUUCGUACUGGAGAAGCAGAAAGUGUCCCCAUCGAAGUCAACCUCCCCCGCGAAACCCAGUUAAUUUCGUGGACUCGACAGCGGACUUUUCUCUUAACCCUUUAGUGACAUUACUGGACUACUAGCAUCAUCGGG
Molecule: messenger RNA, 1643 nt
Organism: Desarmillaria tabescens
Lineage: Eukaryota; Fungi; Basidiomycota; Agaricomycetes; Agaricales; Physalacriaceae
Product: Rexo1 protein
Exons: 6
Coding region: 1-1572 (523 amino acids)
Cellular component (GO): nucleus
Molecular function (GO): exonuclease activity; nucleic acid binding
Source: RefSeq, a predicted model, not a curated record